This is a messenger RNA of Papaver somniferum (opium poppy), 2703 nucleotides long. Its product is annotated as probable disease resistance protein At5g63020. Gene Ontology annotation, molecular function: ADP binding. The record is from RefSeq and is a predicted model, not a curated record. The transcript has 2 exons. Lineage: Eukaryota; Viridiplantae; Streptophyta; Magnoliopsida; Ranunculales; Papaveraceae. Bases 1 to 2703 code for a protein of 900 amino acids.
AUGGAAAUUGUGAGUCCAGUCCUUGACAUUUUCUAUCGUCUAUGGAUAUGUUGUGCUAAUAGUACAGAUAAUGUCCGUAAACUCAAACAAAAUCUAAAAACUUUGGAGAUUUCAAUUAAUUCAUUGAGAUGUCGAAGAGAGGAUGUAAAUAGAAGAAUCGAGACGGCAGAGUCGAACCCAAUUGAACCAGCAAAGCGCACAAAUUUGGCUAGUGAUUGGCUCCAAAAAGUACAAGCCUUAGAGAGAGACGUACAAAAGCUCUUAGACGACAACGAAGCUAUGAAGAACAACACCACAGGAUGCUACUUUUGUUGUUGUGGUCGAGUAAAUUGUUGGAGUGCGUACAAACUUGGAAUAUUAGUAGUGGAACAGAUGAAUGCCGUACAAGAUUUGUUGGAAGGCGAUUUCCAUGAUGUCACUUAUAGAUGUCAACCGGAUCCUGUUCAACAAAUUCCCACCGUUGAAGCUAUGGGCAUGGACACAAAGUUUAAUGAGGUAAUGGAUUCAUUGGUUACUGAGGGAAACCUUGUUCGAAUUAUAGGUUUAUAUGGAAUGGGAGGAGUUGGAAAGACAACUCUUCUACAAAAGGUUAACAAUGAGUUUGUCGAAAGAGAACAAUUCGAUUUAGUAAUAUUUGUUAUGGUGUCUAAAGAUAUAAACAUAAAAGGUAUUCAGAACCAGAUCGGAAAGAAACUAGGAGUGUCAUGGACUGAAGAAACUGAAAUACAUGAGGUAGCUAAUGACAUAUUCAAAGUGAUAAAAAAUAAGAAAAUUCUGUUGUUAUUAGAUGAUAUUUGGGAAGGAAUUGAUUUAGAAACAAUUGGAGUUUCAGUGAAUACCAUCCAAAGAACUGGGUCAAAGGUAGUGUUCACCACAAGAAAUGAGCAAGUGUGUGGAUUUAUGGAAGCUGAUAAAAGAAUCAAAAUAGAGUGUCUAGACAAGGAUCAAGCUUGGAGCCUAUUUCAACAAAAGGUCAAGCAACAAGCGCUAAGUUGUCAUCCAGAUGUAUUUGAGGUUGCCAAAAAAAUUGCUAAUGAAUGCCGUGGUUUACCUUUAGCUCUUAUCACUAUUGGUCGAACCAUGUCCAACAAAACCGAUCUCCAACAAUGGCAACACGCACUAGAUACUCUACAAGAAUCAGCAUCACAGUUUUCAGGUUUGGCCAAUAAGGUAUUAGCUAUUUUGAAGUUCAGCUAUGACAAUCUGGAAAACCAAAAGUCGAAGUCUUGUUUUCUUUAUUGCUCCUUAUAUCCAGAAGACUUUUCCAUUGAAAAAAACGAUAUUAUUGAAAUUUGGGUGGGUGAAGGAUUUUUGGAUAACUUAGAUGAUUUUGCCAAAGCUCAGAAUGAAGGCCACGACGUGAUUAAAUGUCUCAAGGAUGCUUGCUUGUUAGAAACCGGUAUUGAGCUUGGGGUAAAGAUGGAGUACAUGGUAAAAAUGCAUGAUGUAGUUCGUGAUUUGGCAAUAUGGAUAGCUUCAGAUCUUGGGAGAGAUAAAAACACGCAUUUAACGUUACGGGCAGAAAGCACAGUGAAACUCCAUGAAUGGGAGAAAGCAGAGAGGAUCUCUUUGAUAAACAAUCGAGCCAUUAGAAUACUUAAUGGAGCACCGCACUGCUCGAAUCUCUUAACCCUAAUCCUUGAGCAAAGUAGUAUAUCUAUUAUAUCUGAUGACUUUUUCCGAUUCAUGCCCAUGCUUAGAGUUUUACAUAUGGAUGAGGUGAAACUCGAGAAACUCCCAACGAGCAUUUUCUCACUGUCGAAGUUGCAGUACCUGCAUAUGCCAGCUUAUGACGAGGAUGACGUUCUAACACCAGGGUAUUUAGCUUCUCUGACGAAAUUGAAGAUCUUAUGCUUAACUGAAUCAUGUUGUCACUGGGAAAUUAAAGGUGGACCAAGCCUCUGUGAAUUAGAAAGCUUACAACAUUUGAUUUGUCUUGGAAUCACAAUAGGAACUGGUCGAUCUCUUCAAAGGUUAGUAACAAGUCAAAAAUUACAGCUAUGCACCACCCAUUUAAGGGUUAAAUAUUGUUUCGGCAUUACAUUCCUCACGCUUUUACCUUCUUUACCAUCGUCCCCAAUUCCAUUACUUAGUCUUGUUCACAUGAUCCGUUUAAGCACACUUGAACUGAAAAACUGCGAUGAAUUAGAAGAGUUGAAAAUCAUAAGCGGGGAUGAAGUGACUUUGUUCACAACGUUGGAGCAGUUGCACCUUUUUUUCAUGCCAAAGUUAAGGAUUGUGUGGAAUGCGCCUCAACAAUCAUUCUUCUCUGUGAACCUUAAACAUGUAGUGAUCAAUGGUUGUCCUCGAUUGAGGGACAUUACAUGGCUGAUUUAUGCUCCAAAUCUCGAGUUGCUUGGCUUGGUUGAAUUGGAGGCGUUAGAAGAGAUAAUAUCUAAUGCAUUUGCAACAGAAGAGAAUUUAAGAAAUACGUUUUCUAGGCUAAAUCAUUUGAGAUUGGUCUCCCUAAGGAAUUUUAAAAAGAUAUGUGACCACCAUGUAAAAUUCUUUCAUUUGGAAAAGAUUUUCGUGAUGGAUUGUCCGGAGUUGAAGAAACUACCAUUUAAUACCAAUAACGUGAUCCCACAGACCUUGGACAAGAUUGAAGGAGGGAAAACAUGGUGGGAAAGCCUAGAAUGGGAAGACGAAGACACCAAAUAUAAUCUUUCUCCUUAUUUUCUUGAGCUGGAUAUUAAUUUGUAA